AUGCCCGCCAACGACGAUUUGCAACUGCAGGCAGUCCUGCAGGAUGCCGUGAACGAGACCAACUUCGACCGCGAGGCCUUUGCGAGAACUCACCCGCGUAAGAAGUCCGAUACUGCGCUAUCCGCAUUGGCUAAGCAGAUCGAGAUGACAGCCAUAUCUACAAAGGUGGUUGGAAACACCACGACGCUUACUGCAGGCCGAUCUCUCUCCCCUGCUAAUGACCAAGUGAACAUUCAGAAGCUCUCUGACCUGGCUGUCCUCCAUGUUCGCCGAAACAAAGAGGGUCCUGGCCUACUCUUUGGUCCCUGGCUAGGCCCUGACCAGAUCACCUUUGAAGGAACCAUAAACGUCAAGGAUUUCGAAAGCCAGUCCAACAACCACCCGGAUGAGCAUUUUCGGGAGUUCAAGCUCCGUACUUUACUGGCAUACUCUUGGUACGAUCAGAUGUCUCAGCUAUACAGUAUCGCCCGACACCAGUCAACCAUUAUCAGCAAUAUCAAAGAACGGGCCUUGUUGAGACUGGCACAAGCCACUCGCUCUGCCACUGUAGCAGCAGAAGCCGCAGCGGUCUCCCUGGCACACCGCCCUAGCAUCGAAAACCCCGUCGACGAUGCCAAUAACGCGAUUAUCGCGAGCCUGAAUGAUGUCAUAGCCAAUAAGGAUGACAUCAUACAGAAGAUGCAAGAUAAAUCGACACCUCGAGUCGUAUCAUCGCCGACAACGCUACUAGCGGAUCACUACGUAGUGCAACCCCUUUCUCCACAACUGAUAGCACUACUCGUCGUAGCGCCAAGAUCUCCGACCCCCCUGUUCUAUAAUGAUAAGGACAAGAUCACGUUUAACGCCUGGAUGCGGCAGAUUGAGAACAAGCUGGACGUCAACUCUGAUUACUAUGAUAGCGACCGCGCUCGACAGUCGUAUAUCGAGUUCCGAUUAGCGGGCAAAGCCUCGUACCAGUUGGAACCGUACCUCGAGGACGCCUACCCAAACCAGAUUGAGACCUCAGAAGCACUCUUGACCUGGCUGAAGAAUGAGUUCCGUGAUGACAAGCUGAUCCGGGAAUAUAUCGACGAUACUGUUGACUUUGAGACGUACGCCAAGAUCGGCGCCGAGUACGCUCUGAACCUCAAGUUGGCAUAUGUAAGGAAAGAGCACCCCAAACGCCCGGUCCGGCCCAGGCGCCACCAGCUGGCCCCAAACACCCGGCCCAGGCACCCGCCAGAUUGAGCCACCUAACUAUGUAUAUAAAUAGUGGCCCUCGCCCACCUUCCUUUGCGAGGGCCAGGUUGAAGUCUUUUACCAAUGCCAGUCAUUGCUUGCCCUCUUGUUCCCUCCAUCAUGAC
This is a messenger RNA of Lasiosphaeria miniovina, 1343 nucleotides long. RefSeq lists its product as uncharacterized. The coding region runs from base 1 to 1227 and encodes 408 amino acids. The record is from RefSeq and is a predicted model, not a curated record. The transcript has 3 exons. NCBI's taxonomy places the organism in Eukaryota, Fungi, Ascomycota, Sordariomycetes, Sordariales, Lasiosphaeriaceae.